AUGUCUUCUGUUUUUGUGAAAAGCUUUGAAGACGACGAUCGUUUACUGAUAUCCUUAGAUUUGAAAAUACAAAAAGAAAGUGGCGCCAGCUCCAUUAAGACGUUCAAUUUAAAUAGAUUAAAACACGAAGAAUUAGGGUUAGCCGUAGAAAGACUACGUCUGAAUUUGAGUAAAAAGGUAAACAAGAAAUCUAAGCAAAAGAAGACAGCAAAAGCAACAAAUGACAGUGAAGCAAGCAUAGAAUCUCAAUCCGACCUAGUUCCGAUUGAGGUCAUUCACAAUGGUCAGGUUUUAGAUUUGUCCAUAUCAAACAAGGAGGCGUGGGUUGAUGGUGCAGUACUGAAAGUUUGGGAGGAGGAGAUAGCAGUUUGCUACAAUCCUCCAAGCGUAAAGUUAGAGAAAUUACCAAAUACGAUAAUGGUGGGGUUUCCUCUUUUCCCUGAAGUGGAAUAUGAAUUCACAAAUGUGAAGAAUUGUGAGUUUUAUUGGAAACUUUUUGAUGAAAAACAUUUACAUAAAGUAAUGUUAGAUAUAAAACAAGGAAAUAUUGAUUUAACUGAUGCAGUUAUAGCACAUUCGUUCACUCCACAACAUAAAGAUAUUGGAAGACACGUACUUAUGGCAUGCUUGCCAAAAAAUAAUGAUAAAGUGGGAAGGUUAGAGGUUAUUCUGUCAACAAAUGCAAUCACUGCAGGCCCUGGUCUCUGUCCAUUUGAAAAGCGGAGUGAGUUUACAAAACAAUCUUCAAAAGAGGGAGAAUUCAGGGUUUUGACCUACAACCUUUUAGCCCAAGUGUAUGCAGAUACUGAUUUAGCCAGACAGGAACUUUUCAGCUAUUGUCCUAAACAUGCUUUGGAAAUGGAUUAUAGGAAACAUCUGUUGCUGAAGGAAAUCAUAGGCUAUCAGGCAGAUCUGCUGUGUCUACAGGAGGUGGACAAGUCCAUCUUUGGCUCACAGCUGAUGCCAGCCAUGCAGGCUUUAGGUUACACGGGCCUGUUUCGGGCUAAAGAUGGCGGGACCUCAGAAGGAUGUGCCACCUUUAUUUCUGAAAGGAAGUUUAGGGUCGUCAAGCAACUGGAUGUAUCACUGUCCCCCUUUCUGGCCACAGACCCACUCUGUGCCGAUAUUUGGUCAGAAGUUUGUAAAAGUCAGACUCUUAAAGAGAAGAUUGAACAGAGAUCCACAAUCCUACAGGUUACAGUGGCUGAGAGCGCAGAAAAGUCUGGCAGUUAUGUGUGCAUAGCAAAUACACACCUGUACUUUCACCCACAAGCUUGCAACAUUCGCCUGGUACAUGCGGCCGGAGCUCUGAGGUAUCUGCAGAACAUCUGUGAUACAUAUACACUGGAGCGGCCCUCACCUGGGUAUUACCAGCUGCUGACGGCUCAGUAUAUCCCAUCUGACCAUGCUGACUGGAACUCAGGUGGAAGUGAAGAACUCAUCUCAGGUCUAGAACUUCACCAGCCAAUGAACAUUGAGAGUGCCUGUGGGACUCCACCUUACACAAAUUUCACAAGAGGGUUUCAGGAGACACUCGACUACAUCUUCAUCGACAGUGACAAGCUGCAAGUAACACAGAUUGUUCCAAUGCCCAGUCAUGAGGAUGUCACUGCAAAUAUUGCUCUUCCAAGUAUUGUCUUCCCAUCUGAUCACCUGGCCUUGAUCUGUGACUUGAAAUUUAAAUCUUGA
This is a messenger RNA of Candidula unifasciata, 1689 nucleotides long. NCBI's taxonomy places the organism in Eukaryota, Metazoa, Mollusca, Gastropoda, Stylommatophora, Geomitridae. The record is from the annotation of a GenBank genome assembly.